AUCCCCACCUCGGCGGCGACGAUGAACGGGGGCGGACGGCGGCGGUACUCCUCGGAGCAGCUCAUGUUCGACGUCCCCGCCAAUGCCGGGGCCGCGGCCGGCAAGUGGGCCCAGCGCGGUGGGGUGCGGCGCGGGGACGGGGAGAUCUUCGUGUCGGUGGAGCCGACGACGCCUGCGCGGCUGCGCGGAGGGGAUACGGCGGCGGAGUCGCCGGGGCAGAGGCAGCAGCUCAGCCCUGGGCUUCUCGAUCUCCACUCCUUCGACACGGAGCUUAUCUCAGAUUUUCAAGUGCCAGGAAUUGGGAUGUAUGAUGGUGCCCAAAAGUUUGGCUAUGGCUAUGGAGGUUUCGAUGAUUCAGAUCCAACCUUCGCUCCAAAUAAACAGAUGAGCAAAUCCACUGUUUUUGCUGAAAGUAAUUUCGUCAAGGCCUUCCCUGAGAAAGAGAAGGCAGCUCCUGUUGCGAAAAUCAAAGUAGUGGUCCGCAAAAGACCACUUAACAAGAAGGAGAUAUCAAAGAAAGAAGAAGAUAUCAUAGACAUUGAACAACAGUCAAACUCCUUGACUGUACAUGAGACUAAACUCAAGGUUGACCUCACUGAAUAUGUUGAGAAACACGAAUUUGUGUUCGAUGCUGUUCUAGAUGAAGAUGUUUCGAAUGAUGAGGUUUAUCGAGAAACAGUGGAACCUGUUGUUCCUGCUAUUUUUAAUCGUACAAAGGCUACCUGUUUUGCGUAUGGACAAACUGGUAGUGGGAAGACCUACACCAUGCGUCCACUACCUCUUAAGGCCUCCCAAGACAUUCUGAGAUUAAUGCACCAUACGUAUCGCAAUCAAGGCUAUCAGUUAUUCGUGAGCUUCUUUGAAAUAUAUGGUGGAAAAUUAUUUGAUCUUCUCAAUGAAAGGAGUAAACUCUGCAUGAGGGAGGAUGGGAAACAGAAAGUUUGCAUUGUUGGUUUACAAGAGUACCGGGUGUCUGAUGUUGAAACCAUAAAGGAGUUGAUUGAGAAAGGCAAUGCCACCAGAAGUACUGGUACUACUGGUGCAAACGAAGAGUCAUCAAGAUCCCAUGCCAUUCUUCAGCUUGCUAUUAAAAAGCGUGUUGAUGGCAAUGACUCAAAACCACCUAGAUUAGCUGGUAAGUUAUCGUUUAUUGACCUCGCUGGCAGUGAGCGUGGAGCUGAUACAACGGACAACGACAAACAAACAAGAAUUGAAGGUGCUGAGAUCAAUAAAAGUUUGCUUGCGUUAAAGGAAUGUAUCAGAGCGCUAGAUAAUGACCAGACCCACAUUCCUUUUCGAGGCAGCAAAUUAACUGAAGUAUUGCGGGAUUCCUUCAUUGGGGACUCACGCACUGUCAUGAUAUCAUGCAUUUCUCCCAGUUCUGGUUCUUGUGAGCAUACUCUGAACACGUUGAGAUAUGCUGAUAGGGUGAAAAGUCUGUCAAAAGGAAGCAGCACCAAGAAAGAUUUGCCUUUGGCUGUUGCACCUUUAGGAGAGUCAAGUCCUUCCCCAUUGGCUUCUGCUCUGCCCUCUUUUUCAGCAGCUGAGGUUAUGAAUGAUAUCACUGAAAGGAGCAAUUUUGGUUGGCCCAAGCAGCAGUGUGCCAAAGAGCAGCAAGCACCAACGUUUGUGGAUAGAAUGCCCAAGGUGAAGGAAGAUGCUGAAUUUGGUCUGUCAAAUGGUGGUUUUUUCAAGGAACAAAGAACAAAGGGCAGUGGGCAAAUGGGCAUAGCUGAAAUACCUGAUACAGUGUACCACCAGGGAAGGCAACCAGCUAGGAAGGCUCGAAAUUCAGGGUCAGACAAUAACAUGAGAAAUUCCAUUGCUUAUCCAAUUAGAAGGGUUGUGCCAGAUGAAGAUGACCAUUUGAAUGAGCUCCUCCAGGAAGAGGAAGAUUUGGUAACUGCUCAUAGGAAGCAGGUGGAAGAGACCCUGGACAUCAUCAAAGAGGAAAUGAAUUUAUUAGUUGAAGCAGAUCAGCCUGGCAACCAACUAGACGACUACAUCACAAGACUAAGCGGCAUACUCUCGCAGAAAGCUGCUGGAAUUGUCGACUUACAAGCACGUCUUGCACAAUUCCAGAGGCGCUUAAACGAGAAUAAUGUGCUACUAUAUGCCCAGUGCCCUUGAUCAUAGGAGCUACCUAUUUGUGGUGAGAAUAACGUGCCAGUCUAUGUCUAUGCCAGUGCCCUUGAUCGGAGGAAUUGCCUAUUUGACAGUACUACGAGGAUGAUCAGAAAAGUGGGCUGUGUCAUGGUUUGCUGGCAUGCUCCCGCUUUGAUGCGGCCUUGCCUGGUCAAUACAGCUGCAGUUCACAGCCCAUAGAUGCAAGAGAUGCAGAACUAGAUGGCUAGUUUACUGCACUUUGUGGUGGCCGACUUCGUAAACUAUUUGUACCCGAGUUGCGCCGGUUAUGUCCUUGUGUAUAUCGUGUAAUCUGUGUCGUCACAGGAUUGUCCUGCUAUUUGUUGCUCAACAAAUACACUUUUUCUGUCUGAUGUUUUCAGAGUUUUGGCGAUAAUCCAUUUUGCAACCAAACGAAGUUGAUUCUGUGGUUGUCAAUUGUCAUGCCUCUAACAGAACCUGUGGUCAUCUAGCCAUCCGUUUUCUGAAGCCUA
Messenger RNA from Oryza brachyantha (malo sina), 2618 nucleotides. Its product is annotated as kinesin-like protein KIN-13B. Bases 22 to 2130 code for a protein of 702 amino acids. The record is from RefSeq and is a predicted model, not a curated record. NCBI's taxonomy places the organism in Eukaryota, Viridiplantae, Streptophyta, Magnoliopsida, Poales, Poaceae. Gene Ontology annotation, biological process: microtubule-based movement. Gene Ontology annotation, molecular function: microtubule binding; ATP binding; microtubule motor activity. The transcript is spliced from 12 exons.